AUGUAAUUUGGUAAAAAGUUACUUUCAGAGUUUCCUUUAGAUUAAAAAUAAUUAAAUAUUAACCAUGGAAGCUAUGGCGUAGAACCUUUAGUUAUUUAAUAAAAAAGAUAAAAAUAUAUUGAAAUGAUAAAUAAAAAUCCUGAUUAAUGGUUUCGUUUUAAAUUAGAAAAUAAAAUAUAAAAAUGUAGAUAAACUCUUUCAAAUUAUAUUAAUUGUGACCUAGAAGAUUUAGUUUUUUCGAGAAAUGCCACUACAGCGUUUUCUGACGUAUUAAAUUCAAUAGAUUGGAAUUAAGAUGAUAUAGUACUACAUACAAAUAUAAUUUAUGUAAAUAUUAACAAUUAAUUGAAAUAUCUUUCUCAAAAGAGAGGUAUAAAACUUAUUGAAGUUAAUUUAACAAAAGAACUUUUAAAUAAUCAUGAUUAACUUUUGGAAUUUAUUGAAUAAAUUAUUUAGAAAAAUAAAAAAAUAAAAGCAUUUAUUUUUGAUCAUAUUUCUUCAGUUCCAGCACUUAUAUUUCCAGUUCAAAGACUAAGCUUAUUAUGCAAGGAAUAUAAAAUUAUUUCAAUUUGUGAUGGAGCACAUUGUGUUGGUCAAAUUAAACUAAAUUUGAAAGAGAUCGAUGUCGAUUUUUAUUUCUCUAAUUUACAUAAAUGGUUAUUUACUCCUCGAUCUUUUGCAUUUUUAUAUGUAAAUAAAAAAAAUUAAAAAAAUGCAUUCCCAGCAGUAAUUGGAUAUUACUAUAUAUAAAAUUCGUUUGCUGAAAAAUUUUAUUAAUAAGGCACUACAGAUUUAUCUGUUUAUCUGACAGUAAGAGACGCAUUGGAAUACAGAAAACAAUUAGGUGAAGAAGAGAUAAUUAAUCAUAAUAGAUAAUUAGCUUGGAAGGUUGGACAAAUUGUAAAAGAUAUAUGGCAGUCUGAAUUAUUAAUAGAUAAAAAGAAUUAAUUGGUAGUAUGAUUAACAUAGAAAUUCCUUUUGAGCUUAAAGAUUUAAAUUAAAUUAACAAUGCUUUAAAAGAAAUGAAUUUCUAAUAUAACUUUUUUUUUCCUGUAUUUAAUUUCUAAGAUAAAUUGUAUGCUAGAUUUUGUGCUUAAAUAUAU
Molecule: messenger RNA, 1103 nt
Organism: Ichthyophthirius multifiliis
Lineage: Eukaryota; Ciliophora; Oligohymenophorea; Hymenostomatida
Product: class v pyridoxal phosphate dependent, putative
Exons: 2
Source: RefSeq, a predicted model, not a curated record